AUUUUAAAAACUGAUAAAAAAUUUUUUUAGGUAAAAUAGUCAAGCAAGUAAGACUAAAAAAUAUACAACUUUCUGGCGAGGAAUAAAUUAGGAAUACUCCCACAUUUAGUUCCACAAACGUAAAAUAGCUAAAAUCACAUCAGGACCACAAGAUUAUAACAGUGGUCUUCAAAGGAGGUUUGCCUUUUUGAACCUGAGACAUUUAGUUUGCUGUGCUCCUGACAGUUUGAAUUGAGAGAAGGAUGGAGAGAAGGAUGUUAGAGCUGUCUGGAAGAAAACCUCAAAUUAAAUGUGAAGCAUGGAGGGGGAAAUCUCAUGGCUUGGGAAUGCCUUAUAUAUCUAAACAGCUCAACAUCAUUUCUGAGCAUGGAUUGUGCCAUCUAUUGAAGGGUGCUUGCUGAACAUGUGAGAUCAUCUGUCAAAAUAAAAAAAGCUAUUGCAGUCUGUAGUGAGAAACCAGGUAAAAAGCCUUCAACAGUGCUUUGCGCAUGUAGCUUUGAUCUCAAUAUGUUGCAGUGGUAAAACUUGAUUCCAAAGUGCUUACCAAUAGAUCUUCCUGCUUUGUUUAUUUUGUCAUGAUCAUGAAAUUGUAGGUUCUUUGAAGGCCAGUAUUGCUACCAUUAUUUCGGUGUGACUCCACAGAGCUCUGCUUGUCUCCUGUCAUGGUCUGAAAACUUCUGCAUGCACCCACAGUCACAAAUUCUUUCAACCUCACUCAGGUCUGGAGGAAUGUUGAGUGUCUCUAGCCCUUCUCCCUGGAGAUUAGAGCUCCCCAUGCAUGGCCUCUCUCCUCUCCUCAAACUCAUUCCAUAGUGUGCCCCCUAAGAGCUGCUGCAUUUUUAUCUGAGCCCGGUGAUUGUGACAGAUUGGGCCAAUGAUGCACUCACACACACACACAUUUGAGUACACACAUGUUCGAGGCUCUAUCAGAGGGGAGGUUGCUUUGCCAAGGGAGGGACAGACAGUGCCAGGCUUGGGGUAUAAAACCCUCCCAGGAUGAGACCGGAGUCCUCCCCUAAGCUGGACUCUUUCUCAGUCCUUUGUGCCAGGACACUGUCAGGACCGGCAACAGACGAGCCGCCAGCAUGAAUGACAUCUACAAAGCAGCGUGUCUGUUCAGUGUGUCCCCUCCAUCACCAGCUGGUAUCAAACAUGUUUGUGGAUCUUUAACCAUAUUGGAAGAGGUGGGAGCCAUUUAUUGGGGUCAGUGAGCGGACAUGUCCCCGGUCAUCACUCUGCUGCUUCAUUCUUGACUUCAAAUGGACCAGUCCUGCCUCCCAGGGCUAAUUUUGGCAAGUUGCUCAAACGAUUCUGCUUCUGCAGUGCUCUGGUCCCAUAGAGGGCCUUCAGGUUUAGAUAAACUCCUCCUCCACUGGAUUCCAGCACUAUCUGUGAUCCUGAAAGCUCGGCUGUCGUGUGUCGACCCCCGUCCUGCUGGACAGUGGACCCGGUCGUCUUGUUCCCUCACAUCCCAGCUGAGCAGGACAUCUAAGACAGUAAAGGUUGAACAGCUGACAGAUGAACAGAAAAAUGAGUUCAAGGCCGCCUUCGACAUCUUUGUGCAAGACGCAGAGGAUGGCUGCAUCAGCACCAAGGAGCUGGGAAAGGUUAUGAGGAUGCUCGGUCAGAACCCCACGCCAGAGGAGCUGCAGGAGAUGAUAGACGAGGUGGAUGAAGAUGGGAGCGGCACGGUGGACUUUGAUGAGUUCCUGGUCAUGAUGGUGAGAUGCAUGAAGGACGACAGCAAAGGGAAGACAGAAGAAGAGCUCGCUGAGCUCUUCAGGAUGUUUGACAAAAAUGCAGAUGGUUACAUCGACCUGGAUGAGCUGAAAAUGAUGCUGGAAUCCACAGGAGAAGUGAUCACUGAGGAUGAUAUUGAAGAGCUGAUGAAAGACGGGGACAAGAACAAUGAUGGCAAAAUUGACUAUGAUGAAUUCUUGGAGUUCAUGAAAGGAGUGGAGUAACCCUGAGCUGGAGAGGAUAAAAGUUAUUUUGAGUGUCACUGUGACUCCACAGUCAUCUGUGGAAAACUGGAUUUGGCUGCAGUUGAUGGAAAGCAAUGGGUCAGCAAUGCAAACACUGUAUCUGAUUUUUUCGUCUUUUGUAUUUUCUAUCAUAUCUUCCAUUGUUGAAGACACAGUUUUUGACUUUCAGUACAUUGAAUCUGUGUAAACGUGUCUAGAUCACUUAAAAUGUUUGUUGAGACCAAAUAUUAUUUCCCCCAUAUAGCUGAUUUAUGUUGGGUUUUUGUAUUAUGCUUCUAGGUAAAUAUAAUUUUUCAAAGGUUGCAGUCCAGUUCCCAAAAUAAUGUUGAAGAUGUAAAUAAACGCAAAGUAAACUCUUGUUGGAAUAAUCAUUUUAUCCAUAAAAUGCGCCGGAUCCAGUGAGUGUGCAUGCCAUGAUGUACAGUUUCUCUGUGUCUAAAGUCCCAUCAGGAUAUUUCAUUCUGUCCAGGUAUGACUGUCUGUUGCACUUGUAAGGUGCACUCAUGUAAUAAACAAAAUCCGACCAACAAUAAGA
This is a messenger RNA of Xiphophorus maculatus (southern platyfish), 2520 nucleotides long. RefSeq names its product troponin C, slow skeletal and cardiac muscles (gene tnnc1a). Lineage: Eukaryota; Metazoa; Chordata; Actinopteri; Cyprinodontiformes; Poeciliidae. Gene Ontology annotation, molecular function: calcium ion binding. Bases 1260 to 1964 code for a protein of 234 amino acids. Gene Ontology annotation, cellular component: myosin II complex. The record is from RefSeq and is a predicted model, not a curated record. The transcript has 7 exons.